This is a messenger RNA of Syngnathus acus (greater pipefish), 1333 nucleotides long. RefSeq names its product transmembrane protein 144-like. The record is from RefSeq and is a predicted model, not a curated record. Gene Ontology annotation, molecular function: carbohydrate transmembrane transporter activity. The coding region runs from base 75 to 1253 and encodes 392 amino acids. Lineage: Eukaryota; Metazoa; Chordata; Actinopteri; Syngnathiformes; Syngnathidae. Gene Ontology annotation, biological process: carbohydrate transmembrane transport. Gene Ontology annotation, cellular component: membrane. The transcript has 12 exons.
CUUCCACUGACAUUCUGCCGAAUUGAACCCCGGCCGAAUUUGACCGGCUUGGACAUCGCGUUUUAUUUUUGAACAUGCUUAUGGCCAAAUGCACUUUACUUGUCGUCUUCCUUUUGAUCGCCUGUUGCCAUGGCACACAUGAAAAGGAAUCAGGUGGCAUUGGAGAUGAAGAGGUUGAAGCAAGAGGUAGAACACCCGCUUUGAACUCCACCAAUAAUAUGACACGUUUCACCUGUGGAAUCAUGGCAAAUUUGGCCGCCGUGCUGCUAUACGGGAGCAGCUUUGUUCCGGUUAAACGGAUCGAGGCGGGAGAUGGAAUGUUUUUCCAGUGGGUGUACUGUGCAGGCAUCUGGUUGGUGGCCAUGAUCGGAGAUGUGAUGCUCCGCUCUCCCAAAUUUCAUCCUUUGGCAAUGCUCGGGGGUGUCAUCUGGGCCACAGGCUGCGUGAUGGUUGUCACAAUCGUCAAAGCCAUUGGGCUCAGUCUGGGGGUUUUAAUCUGGGGCUCCUCCAGUUUGCUGAUUGGCUGGGCCACUUCAAGGUUCGGAUGGUUCGGGAUUACUCCCGAGGAUGUUUCGCGUCCGGUGUUGAAUUACUGCGGCGCUGGAUUGUGUCUGCUCAGUGGCAUGAUAUUUUUCUUUGUGAAAACAGACGUGCAGCUUCAUCCUGAUCCCGAAAUUGUCCCGUUACUCAUCGACAGGCGAACCAGCUCCGGCUCCUACAGCCCGACUUCAUCCAUGUUCUGGAUUGACUUUGUUGGAGUCAGACGCAGACGCUUCAUAGGCUUCCUGUUGGCCGUGUUGUCUGGCAUCUUCUUCGGCUCCUCCUUCACGCCAAUGCUCUACAUCAAGAGUCAUUCGUCAUGCCCUGACAGCAUGUUCCACGGAGCCAGCGUUUACGACUUGGAUUAUGUCUUCGCCGAAUGUUGUGGGAUAUUUGUGGCCAGCACGGUGUACUUGGCCAUCUAUUGUGUUGUCAUGAAGAGCAGGCCAAGGAUCUACUCCAGGAUCAUUCUACCAGGCCUGUUGUCGGGGUCAAUGUGGGUGCUGGCUACGUACUGCUGGACUUUGGCCAACAACUACUUGAGUGUCGUGGUCACCAUUCCCAUUGUGACAGCAGGAAACGGGCUUGUUGCAGCACUCUGGGGAAGUCUGCUGUUCAGGGAGAUUAAGGGGUUAAUGAACUGCUUAAUAUUCUGCCUGGCAUCCUGCGUGGUGUUGACGGGCUCCUUGUUGACAGCCAUCUCCAAUUUGUAAUUUAUACGCAUAUACACGUGGUUUAUAAUCACAGUAGUGCACUGCAAGCACAUGGAAUGUCUUGCAGCGGCUUCUGACUA